Messenger RNA from Lactuca sativa (garden lettuce), 516 nucleotides. The record is from RefSeq and is a predicted model, not a curated record. NCBI's taxonomy places the organism in Eukaryota, Viridiplantae, Streptophyta, Magnoliopsida, Asterales, Asteraceae.
AUGAGUCCUCAGCUAUGCAAGGAGUUCGAGGAUGUCAUGAAAAAGCGAUUCAAGAUGAGUUCAUUAGGGGAGAUGACCAUGUUUUUGGGGCUUCAAGUUAAAAAAUGUUCAGCCGGAAUCCUGAUUCAUCAAGCCAAAUAUGUGGACGAUAUGCUCGAGAAGUUCAGGUUUAGAGACGCUAAACCUGCUUUGACGCCCAUGGCGGAGAGGCCACUGCUGACUCCUGAUCUUGAAGGCGAAUCCGUAGAUCAAAUGUACUACAGAUCGAUGAUCGAAUCGCUGAUGUAUCUAACUAUGAGUCGCCCAGACAUUAUGUUUGCAGUCUGUCAAUGCACGCGCUACCAGGCUAAUCCUAAACCGUUUCAUCUUAUUGCUGUUAAAAGGAUUUUUCGAUACCUUAAAGGCAGCCCAAAACUGGGUCUUUGGUAUCCGAAAAAUUCCGAAUUUGAUAUUUAUGCUUUUGCAGACAGCAAUUAUGGAGGUUGCGAGCUUGACAGAAAAUCGACUUCAGGUUGA